Molecule: messenger RNA, 333 nt
Organism: Capsicum annuum
Lineage: Eukaryota; Viridiplantae; Streptophyta; Magnoliopsida; Solanales; Solanaceae
Product: thermospermine synthase ACAULIS5-like
Exons: 3
Biological process (GO): polyamine biosynthetic process
Molecular function (GO): thermospermine synthase activity
Source: RefSeq, a predicted model, not a curated record
AUGGAAGGUGGUGAAGGGUCUGCAACAAGGGAAGUUCUUAGGCACAAAUAUAUGGAGAAAAUUAUCAUCUGUGACAUUGAUCAGGAGGUGGUUGAUUUCUACAAGAAGCAUCUAACACAAAUAGUGAGGCUUUUCGUAACAAGAAGCUUGACUUGGUCAUUAACGAUGCCAAGUCCGGCUGAGCUAGAACAGAGGCAAGAAAAGUUUGAUAUUAUUGUAGGGGAUUUAGCCGAUCCAGUUGAAAGAGGACCUUGUUACCAACUCUACACCCAAUCUUUCUAUGAAAAUAUCGUUAAACCUAAGCUUGAUGACACUGGCAUCUUUGUUACUCAG